AUGUGGCUGGGCUCACUCAAGGGCAAGUGGCUCACCGCCGGUAUCACUCUGAACAGUGGAAUUGCUUUUCUCCUUUUCGGCUACGAUCAAGGUGUCUUUGGCGGUCUUCUGGGCAAUCCCUUGUUCUUGAAGACCUUCAAGUAUCCUAACGCGACCAUCCAGGGACAGAUCGUGUCGACGUACGACAUAGGAUGUAUCCUCGGAGCCAUGGCGACCAUUUUCAUUGGCGACAAACUGGGGCGACGAAAGAUGAUCGGGUUAUCUUGUCUCACGGUCAUCAUUGGAGGCACCAUUCAAGCAUCGUCCUAUUCUCUCGGCCAGAUGAUCGUCGGCCGCAUUAUCGCAGGCUUAGGUAUCGGCUCAAACUCCGGCGUCAUUCCUAUGUGGCAAAGUGAGACCUGCGAAGCAAAGCAGCGAGGCAAAUUGAUCGCCCUCCAGCUCGCGAUCGUCAUCUCUGGCAUCUCCCUGACCAACUGGAUGAACCUAGGCUUCUCCUAUGUGCAGGACAACCCGGUCAGCUGGCGGGGCCCACUGGCAUUCCAAGCCUUCUUUGCCGUCGUUGCGAUCGCCAUGCUCUUUUUUAUGCCAGAAUCCCCCCGCUGGCUAUGUAUGAAGGACCGUCACGAAGAGGCUCGUUAUGUCAUCAGUCGUCUUCAGGCCAGAGACAUCAGCAGCCCCGAAGUCUCAAAGGCUUUCCAAUUGAUUGUCGACACGGUAGCCCACGAGAAAUCAGCAUCCAAAGUCAGCUGGAGGGAGGUCUUCUCGAAUGGAGAACAGCAAACCUUCCGCCGCAUUAGCCUCGGUGCCGGAUGCAGUUUAAUGCAACAGAUGGGAGGAAUCAAUGUCGUGGUGUACUACAUGCCGGUUGUCUUGACCCAGUCCUUUGGUUUCUCGGACCGCACAGCGUUGAUCAUGUCAGCUUGCGAUUUCAUCUCUCUCGUGAUCUGGGGACUCCUCAUGUGUUUCUUCAUCGACCGCGCGGGACGGAAGAAAAUGAUGCUCUUUGGCGCUUUCGGCCAAGGGGUUUGUUUCUCCAUCACUGCGGCAGGCUUGGGCGUGGGCUCCAAGGCAUCAAGUGGUGUUGCCGUGGCUUUCAUCUUCCUCUACCACCUUUUUUUUGGGCUGUCAUUCUUGUCGAUCCCGUUCAUGUAUCCCUCCGAAGUGAACAGCAACCGAAUGCGUAAUACAGGCACCUCUAUCGCUAUGAUGGUCCAAUGGUUGUUCGUUUAUGUCGUGGUCUUGAUCACUCCCACGGGGAUUGCAAAUAUUGGCUGGAGAUUCUACAUUAUCUUUGGCGCACUCAAUCUCGCGUGGGUGCCAUUUAUUUGGUACUUCUACGUCGAGACCGCGGGAUUGACCCUGGAGGAGAUUGACAAGAUGUUCGAAAACAAAUAUCAUGGAGGCAAGAACAUGUCGUGGAAAGAGGCGACAUGCCUUGCUCGUGAGGAAAUCGCUGCCCAGCGCACCCAAAUCUCAGUUAAGGUCGCCGGUGGUGACAAUAAGGUUGUCAUCCAGCACGAAGAGUAUACAAAAAGUGGGCUCUGA
Messenger RNA from Cladophialophora bantiana CBS 173.52, 1545 nucleotides. RefSeq lists its product as uncharacterized. Gene Ontology annotation, molecular function: carbohydrate:proton symporter activity. The transcript is spliced from 3 exons. The record is from RefSeq and is a predicted model, not a curated record. The coding region runs from base 1 to 1545 and encodes 514 amino acids. Gene Ontology annotation, biological process: carbohydrate transport; transmembrane transport. Lineage: Eukaryota; Fungi; Ascomycota; Eurotiomycetes; Chaetothyriales; Herpotrichiellaceae. Gene Ontology annotation, cellular component: membrane.